AUGUACCAAAAUGCAUUAAAUCAUACAAAUUCAGGUUAUGGAGGAAUGAAAGCAGAGGAGAAAACCAAUUAUCUUAAUCAAUCCGUAAUUACAGGUUAUAUUAAAGGUAUUUCAUCCUACAUUCCAAGUAGUAUUAAAUCAUCAAUAAAGAAACAAAUUAUGAAUUCACCUGUAACAUUUGAAGAAAAAGAUACUAUAGUUGGUACUUAUUUUGAUGAAUGUUUUAUUCAAGGUGAAAAACAUAAAAUUUUAAUAAAUUGUUAUAAUAAUGGUUUUCAAGUUUGGGAUUUAAAUCAUACAGAUGGAGUUAAGGAAUUGUUAUCAUGUAGAGAUGGACUUACAAAAUUUUGUAAGGUUUUAACAAAUCCUUUAGAACCUGAUAAUGAAUCAUCAUCAUUUUAUGGUAAAAGACCAUUAUUAGCUGUUGUUUCAGGUGAAGAUAAUCCAAAAGUUACAAAAAAUAUGGUUAGAAUAUUUUCAUUACAAACAACAGAAUUAAUUAGUAUGUACAAAUUUAAGUCACCAAUUUAUAAUGUAUUAUCGAAUCAACAAAUUAUAUUGGUGGUGUUAAAAGAGAGAAUUGUAGGAUUUAAUGCCAAUGAUAUGAGUAAAAUCAAAGGAUUAUCAUUACCUUGUUAUCCAAGUGUAACAUCAUUGGGUGUAAUUGCAUUGGGAUCUCGUUGGAUUGCAUAUACAGAUUAUGAAUCAUCCUAUUCAUUCAUUGGUGGUCAUCAUCACUCAAGUCAUUACUUUGGUGGUGGUAGUAGUAAUGGUAGUGGUAGUAGUGGCGGUGGUGGUGGUGGUAUUGGAUAUAGUCAAAAUCGUAAUCCAUCAGUACCACAAAAUCAAACCUUUAGUGAUACAGCAGUCGAUGUUGCCAGUGAUAUUGCAAAAGAGGUAGCACAGAAAUUAUAUUAUUUUGGUGAUAUUGGUAGAAAAAAAGUAUCAAGUUAUUUAUAUCCAGAAAAUCAUGAGCAAUCAAUUUUAGGUACAAGUCCAAACUCUACAUCAUCGUUGGCAAUGGGUAAUGCACCCCAAUUGGGUGGUGGUGGUAGUGGUGGAAUGAACGAUAAACCAGAUGCAGCAAGUGUUAUUGUUGUUUUUGAUUUUGUGAAACAAAGAAUAGUUUCACUCAUUAAACCACCUCAUACUCAUCCAAUCUCUUAUUUGGCUUUUGAUCCAACUGGUACACUUUUGUUUACAAGUACAACCGAAGGUACAAAAGUAAACACUUAUCAAAUUAUACCAUUUACAAAUUCUUUAACUAUAUCAUCUCCAUUAUCAACAAGUGUAAAUAGUAAUAAUAACAAUAAUAACAAUAAUAUAAAUAAUAGUAAUAAUAGUGGUAUUAUAAUUAAUAAUAGUUUAAGUUUAAAUAGUAAUAAUAAUAAUAAUAAUAAUACAAAUAAUAAUACAAAUAAUAGCAAUAAUACAACAAAUAAUAAUAGUAUUAUAGUUAGCGGUAAUAGUAAUAAUAACACAAAUAAUAAUACAAAUAAUAAUAUAAUAAAUAAUAAUGGUGGUAAUAACAGUAAUGGUAUAAUCAUUAGUAGUAAUAAUAAUAAUAAUAAUAAUAGUUCAAUGAAUUUUGAACAAUCAUAUAGACAUAUUUAUAUUUUAAAACGUGGUAUUACAAAUGCAUCGAUUCAAGGUAUUACAACAAGUGAAAAUAGUAAAUGGGUAGCAUUAACAACAUCUAGAGGUACAACACAUAUAUUUGCAAUUAAUCCAUUAGGUGGUGAAGUUGAUAUUCAUUCUCAUAUAACUCGUAGUCCAAAUAGUAAGAGACCAAUUGAUUAUUAUUCAUCGGUUAAUAACCUAACUCCAUCAUUGCUAACCAUUAAUGCAAUGGAUAGAAUUAAAUUAGGAAAUGAUAAUGAUGAAGCAUCCUCUUCAACCUUGGGUAGUGUUGUACAAGGUUGUUUAAUGUCUGGUGGUAAUGCUUGUUUCAUUGAAUCUAAUCAACCAAAUUUAGAGAAUUUAUUCGUUUGCUCUCCAACUGGUCAAUUGAUUCUCUAUGAACUUAGACCACUACGUCCACCAAUCUCAUCAGAAAUGGCCGAAAAUACUCUUUGCCUUUCAAUCACACCAGUGGCUGAAUGGGAUGUUUGUAGAAAAACUAGAUCACCAGAAUACAAAAGUCAAUUCAUUCCAUAUAGUUUAACAGAGAUUAAUAAACAACAACUCCAACAUCACAUGUCAAAAGAUCAAGAAGCAAGAUGGUUAUAUAAUGUUGAAAUUACAACACAUAGUCAAGAGAUUCGUGCAAUCUGGGGUGUACCUCAAUUUACAUUUAGAUCUUCAAAUUCAGUUUCACCCGCUGUCUCUUCAAACUCUAUGGAGGGUGGUAGUGAAAUUAACUUUUUCGAUCAAGAUUACCCAGUAGGUGAGGUUAUUAAAUUUGAAAAAAGAAAAAAUAUCUCCCCAAGAAUUCAAGAUGGUUAUGGUAGUGGUGGUUUUAGUACCUCUCCCUCUAAUGGUAUUGGUAUGGAUGGUGAAUAUAAAUCUGGUUCCUCUUUUGAUAAUCCAGGUUCUUACUUUGUAAAUAUCAAAGAUGAAGAUGAUAUUGAAAUUAUUGAAAAAUUAAAUGAUGCAAUGAAAACUCCAAUUUCAAAAUCAACUAUUCCAAUCCCAAUUAAUAAUAAUAAUAGUGGCAAUAGUUUUGGUAGCAACAACAAUAGUAGCAAUAAUAAUAGUUUUAAUAAUAAUAAUAAUAAUAAUAAUAAUAAUAAUAAUAGUAAUAGUGGUAGUUUUGGUAAUAGAGUUGGUCAACCUAUAACUAUAAAUAACGGUAACGGUUUUAAUAGUAAUAAUAAUAAUAAUAAUAAAAAUUUUAAUACCAAUAAUGGAUUCAAUAAUAACAAUUUUAAUAAUAGCCCAGAAACAGGAGGAUUUUUAAUGAAAAAAGGUAUAGAAGAUUUUGGUUCACCAAAUCACCAACAACCACCUCAUCAACAACAACAACAACAAUUUUUUAAAAAUAGUAAUAAGAAUUUAGAAAAAGAUUUAAUUCCAAACCCAAUGGUCACUAGGGAAAGUGGUUUAAAACAUUUUGAUGAUGAAGAUGAAGAAGAUGAUGAUGGUGGUAUUGAUAAAUUCACAGGUUUAGGUGAUGAGGAUGAUUUUCCAGCUUAUCCACAUUUAGGUAAUAAUGAUAAUAAUAAUAAUAAUAAUAAAUUCCCAAUUUCAUCAACAAAUGGAAUCCCAAUUCCUUUAGUUAGUAGUAACAACCACAACAAUAAUAAUAACGGUUUAGGAAGUAAUAAUCCUAGACCAAUUUCUUCUACACCAGCUCCAAUUCCAGUUUUACCAAAUACUAGUAGUAGCUCAUUACCAACUUUAAAAUCAUCUUCAAAUAGUAAUCCACCAAUUAUUAACAAUGAUGGUGAUUCUUUACCACCACCUCCAGUUACUCCAACUACUACCACCACCACCACUACAACUACCUCUCCAUCUGCUUCAAUUCCAAUCCCAAUAGCCAAGAAAUCACCAAAAGAAAAAAAUCUCGAAGAUAAUUUAUCAUCUAGUUAUUCAUCAAGCUCUUCAACUCAAUCAGCCACCUCACCAACUUCACCAAAACCAAACUUAUCUUCACCUCCAAAAGGUUCCUCAAAGAAAUCUAGAAAAUAA
Molecule: messenger RNA, 3630 nt
Organism: Dictyostelium discoideum AX4
Lineage: Eukaryota; Evosea; Eumycetozoa; Dictyosteliales; Dictyosteliaceae
Exons: 3
Coding region: 1-3630 (1209 amino acids)
Biological process (GO): autophagy
Source: RefSeq, a predicted model, not a curated record